ACUUGAGGGGUUCUAUUAAAAAUAAGAACAAAAAUCCAGAGUGAAAGUAUUUCAGGUUCAGUUAAGUGGAUUCCAAAUUUACACCCACACCAGAUAAAGGGGCACCCAGAGAAAGACCGAGACAGGGAGAAACAGGGAGAGGGAGGAACAGGGGAGACAUCCCCCCCAACACCCACCCACCCGCCCCCUCCCCCUUUUCCCCUUCCCCUCGCCCGUGCAACUUGGAAUAUUGAACUCAAAGGGGGGAAAGCGAGGCGGCGGCAGACUCAUGCUUCUUGCGUUCGUCUCUGUUCGCGAGCAGGGGGGGCUGCGUGUAGGAGGAAUAUUGCACCUUGUUGUGGCUAUUUUGACUCGCGCUCCUCCAUGUGCGUGCGUGCAGCUGCGGUGGCUUUCCCUCUGAUCGAUCCUCACCUUUUAGGAGACUGCGCUCUCACCGGGAGCUGGGCAUGGAGGAGAAUGAGCAGAGUCACAGCGAAGCGGCGGCGGCGGCAGCAGCGGCGGCGGCGGUGGCGGCAGCGAGUGAGGACCAGAGGCAGCAGCAGCAGCAACUGCAACAGCAGCAACGACAGCAGCAGGAAUCGGGCGGCGGCAGUGGAGGCGGCGGCGGCGGCAGCCCCAGCGAUGGAGACACUAGCCGGAGGAGGGCUCUGAUAUUGCCUGUGGUGCUGCAGGCGCCCGGGAACCACCAGCAUCCGCAUCGGAUUACUAACUUUUUCAUCGACAACAUCUUGCGGCCGGAGUUCGGCAGAAGAAAGGAAGCGGGGACCUGCUGCAGUAGUGGAGGGGGAGGAAGAGGAGGAGGAGAAGAAGGAGGAGGAAGUGCAGGAGGAGGAGGAGGAGAGGGAGGAGGAGGAGGCGGCGGCUGCGGUGGAGGAGGAGGAGGAGGAGGAAGUGGCGGGGGCAGCGGAGGCAGCCCGGAGCGGCUCCUCCUCUCCAGCCGGGAGCACCAGAGCUCCACCUCGGCUCCAGGAGCGGGCGGGCAGCUACCCGGAGGCGGGGGAGGCUCUCCCGGGGAAGGCGAAGGCGGCUCCAAAGCGCUCUCCUUGCACGGAGGCGGGGGCAAAAAGGGAGGCGAGCCAGGGGGACCAUUGGAAGGAGCCCUGAAGUCUCGGGGCUUGAGCGGCGGCGAUCUGUCGGUGAGCUCGGACUCGGACAGCUCCCAAGCCAGCUCCAAUCCCGGCAAUCAACCCAUGCUCUGGCCCGCCUGGGUUUACUGCACCCGAUAUUCGGACAGGCCGUCUUCAGGUCCUAGGUCUCGAAAACCAAAGAAGAAGAAUCCGAACAAAGAGGACAAGCGGCCCCGGACCGCCUUCACUGCAGAACAGCUGCAAAGACUGAAAGCCGAAUUUCAGACAAACAGGUACUUGACGGAGCAGCGGAGGCAGAGCCUGGCCCAAGAGCUCAGUCUCAACGAGUCCCAGAUCAAGAUCUGGUUUCAGAACAAGCGGGCCAAGAUCAAGAAGGCCACUGGCAACAAGAAUACGCUAGCUGUUCAUCUCAUGGCGCAGGGACUGUACAACCACUCGACUACAGCGAAAGACGGCAAGUCGGACAGCGAAUAGCGGAAGGAAGAGGGGGGCAGUAGGGAAGGGGGUGGCCUGGGGGGGCGGGGAGGCGACAGAGAGGGGAGGGAGAGGGACCCGGGGAAUCCAGUUUUCAGUCCAAGUUAAACAAUGCAAUAAUUUAAUAAAUAAAAAGGGCCAGUGUAAAAAGAUUAUACCAGCAUUAAUAGUGAAGAUAUUGUGUAUUAGGUAUUCUAUUCUGCAAUAUUCUAUGUAUAUAAUUUACAGGUGUUGUAAAAUCUGAAAUAUCUGAUUAUAAAGUAUUUUUGAGUUUUUUUUUUUGUUGUUUAUGGGAUUUUAGAUAUUAUCUUUAUGACUUUUUUGGGGUGCUUAGGAUUACAUCUCUUUUUAAACUCUUUAAGCGCCAGUAAGGGACAUUAGACACUAUUUUUUUUUAUUCAAAAGAAGAAAAAAAAGAUUAAAACAACUUGCUGAAGUCCAAAGAUUUUUAUUGCUGCAUUUCACACAACUGUGAACCGAAUAAAUAGCUCCUAUUUGUUCUAUGAGUUCUACACUUUCUUUGUGUUGGCUUUUGGGGUGGGGGACAAAAGGAGGAAAGGAUACUCUAGGACCUAGUAUUUGACUGUCCAGUCCCCCCCCCCCCCCCCCCCCCGUCCCCCCUCUCCCCCCAACUGGGGCAUGGGGAGUUUCUCUAACUUUAUUCUUAACUGCUCCUGCCACCAGUUCUGUUCUCCCACCCACCUCACCUAUACUCCUACCCACCACCCACCCUGGACCUUGUGGGGGUCGGGGGUCCAGUGGUAUUAGGCAGAAAAAGGGAGAAGGUGGGAGUGAACGGAGGGAGUAGCCUCUUGGGGAUCUUUCCUUCCCUAUUUUCCUUUCUCAGAAACCAUUUGGACUAGGUCCUGAUGUCUUGUCUUGUGUGAAUAGUCAACACCAAGACUUCCGGGACCAUGCAGAGGAGGGGAUUGAGGGGGGAGUUAGGGGAAUGGGGGAAAGAAAAAAAACCCAUCACAUUCUCUUUCUCCUUUUUUCUGUUUGACGUGGAUACUCUCCUCUCCCAGCUCCUCUCCUCUCUCUUUUUCCCUCCGGUCCACAUACCCCCUUUCUGAGGCCCUGGUCCUUCUAAGAGUGUUUUCUCAUCUCUCAUUUCUCUCUCAGACUCUUUUUCUCUUUCUGACUCUGUCUGUCUUUCUGUUUGUCUGUCUCUCUCUCACACACACACAGAGACAUCACACAUUGUACACUCACAUGAGCUGUUCAUUCCCCAGUUUAGCUCCCAUGCAGUUUGGAAGAUGAGAUUUUUUUCCUCCUCCUUUGACCACCAUCUGCUGAGCUCCGGGUCUGUUUUCUGGAAGUGAUGAUUGAUUCAUGGCUAGUGAUUCUAGGCUGUGUAUAUGUAGAUAUAUGACUGGUGAUUUAGGGAGCUUCUGGGUUGAGUUUUCUUCUGGCUCCCCACUUUCACACACACAACUUUCCCUGCUUCUUCCAGCUCCAAGGUCUGGCUCUUCCACCCUGGGCUAAGAGCACCAACCCUGAUGUCCCUGGGAUCCAGGAAUUUGUGUGCCAGACUCUACAGGGAAUCAACUAGAUAGGAUCCCAAAACAAACAUUGCGCACUGUACCCUAAAAGCUCCAGAACAGCUAGUAUUUUAAUUUAAUCAAAUGAAAUCCUAGUAGUUUGCUCUGCUAUGGAGUAUAUUUUCCCCACCAUAAAUACAUAUAUAAAUAGAUAUGUCAGCCCAAAGUUUGGAAAGUGCAACUGUCUUGAUUUUCAGGGGAACUCAAUUGUAGUACUCCAUAGAUCUAUAGGAAAGUAAAGUCAGUGUAAAUAAUCAUCCCUUGUCACUUGUGGGGGGGCGGGGUGUGCUUCUAGCUAAAACAUACUUUUUUUUUCUUAUUUGAAGAUGUGAUACAAUGUAAUAAAUAAAUAUAUCCCCAUCCCAUCAAUUUUUAAUAUAUACAUACACACAUUAUAUGUAUAUUUUGACACUGUUUUCUGUUUGGUAUGAGGGGAAAGAAUUAUGUUCAAAUGUCAACCUGUGGAACCCAGACAGGGGAGGGUGUGUAUGUGUGUGUGUGUUGUUCAAUGAUUCAGGGCUGUAUCCCUGAUGAUGGAGGGUUCUCUUAGAUCUCUUUGCCUUAAACCUCUUUAUUUCGCAGCUAUAAUAGACACACGUUGUACAUAUUAGUAUAAACCUUAAAAGAAAAAAGGAAACUAUAACAGAACUUGUAAUUUAAAAUUCUGUGAAUAAUCAUCUGCUGCUUAGGAGACAAGACGAAAUGACAUGCCUUUUUAGCAGGAAGCAAAGAUUUUUUUUUCUCAGUUUAUAAAACAUGUGCAUUUUACAAUUGCAGUAUCAAAUAUUUAUAAUCUUAUGAAAAAUGAAUGUUUCUAUUUACAACUGUGGUAUCAAGAUUGUGAACAUUCUCACUGCAUUUUUGUGUGUUUAAAUUCUGGAAGAUUACAUUAAAUAAAAACACUUUAUUAUAAAAUA
Messenger RNA from Monodelphis domestica (gray short-tailed opossum), 4020 nucleotides. RefSeq names its product engrailed homeobox 2 (gene EN2). Gene Ontology annotation, biological process: multicellular organism development; regulation of transcription by RNA polymerase II; neuron differentiation. Gene Ontology annotation, molecular function: DNA-binding transcription factor activity, RNA polymerase II-specific; RNA polymerase II cis-regulatory region sequence-specific DNA binding. Gene Ontology annotation, cellular component: nucleus. The record is from RefSeq and is a predicted model, not a curated record. NCBI's taxonomy places the organism in Eukaryota, Metazoa, Chordata, Mammalia, Didelphimorphia, Didelphidae.